CAGUCCGACUUGGCUGCACUUUCCCACGCGAGUCGUCUUUCUCUCCUCCGUGUCGUGUUCGAAUUGCGUUUGAAGACCAAGCCGAGCCCCCGUCGCGUCGGAUAGGAUUUGAACAAUUCAGCGACAAUUUGACAAGACGACGACGUUCUCGGAAUGGUAGUGGCUGCAAAAGUCGAUCCAAGUGAGACAGACAACGAGGGUGGCUCGGGGGGCGAGACGAGGCGAGGCGAGACGAGACGAGACGUGGAGAGGCGAGGCGAGGCGAGGCGAGGCGAGCAUUUCAUUAUGCGUCAUGUGCUCACCACAUUGUUUAACAUGCUGGACUCAUCUCGACGGAUUAAACGCAGAGCAGCGGGGUACCCGACUGAAGCCACCGCACUUGUGUGGAGACAAAUCGCCCAAAAGUCACCCACUCAAAGCCGUUUUGGCACUUCGAGUGAAUUAAAAACAGACCAAAUAAAUCCUGCGGCGCAACUACGCGUAAUAUGAAUACAAUUCCGCUUCAAUUAAAAAAAAAAAAAACAACAACAACGAUGACAUCGCAACAGUCUAACUAUGUAUUUAUUUAGAUCACACACACGGCCUGGAAUUCAAAAAAAAAAAAAAUAAAAAAUUAGGAGGCCUCCUCGAACCGACAGUAUAACAAGUGCCAAACUAAAGGCACAUUGCGGAUGAAAAAUAACAAUUGUGUGUAGAAGCAGAGAUAAAACAUUUUACAAUCCUUUGAAUUAUUUACGAGGCUGUAAAAUAUUUUGAGUUAACAGCGAAAGAAAGAACAACAAAAUUAGCAAUUGUGCCACUAUUCGCCCAAAUAUAACAGCAACAAUAAUCUUGAUGAGCUAAAAAUAUUAAUGUAGUGCGACCUCACUCAUCUGCAUUGAUUGCGAUGUCUUUGUCGAAGUGAAAACGUGGCUGGAAUCGCGGCCCAAUUCACAUUGGAAAAGAACCUCAGCACUGGCAUUCAUUACAUAGUAACUAAUAUUCUCAUCGCUGUUCGGUAAGCAAUAGAAUUAUAGGAGUACAGUACAUUUAUUUACUUAGCAGUGAGUAGGACGCGCCUUUCUGCGAAGCGGGACAAGAUUGUAAACAAGUAAAUAAAUUCGUUCUUUUAACGAACAGUUUCUUGAUGUGUGUUUUGACAUGAAAUCGAAAACUCGCCCGCUGGAAGGUUGUUGCGUUUAUUCUCCCUCGCAGCACAAGAAGGAGCAAUGUUUUGAACUUGGGUGAAAAAGAAAUGGCCCCAGAAGUCUCUUUCGGAGUUGGGCUGGAAAUGUUGGCAGCCCCAGCAGCAGCCUCCCUUUUGUCCGUCAGGCCGAGGCCUCCAACGCAGCGACCGGCACGCGGCCACCGGGUGGCGCUCUUGCUCCACCGAAGACGCCUCGCCCUUCCCAACUUGACCGCGCUGACGUCACGGCGCGUCUGGAGCAUCAAGGCCACUUCCACGCCGCGAUUGAUGUCAGCAUCCCACUGUCCUUCUUCUCUCGGAAGGAUCCACCGACGGGGCUGAAAAAAAAAAAAAUGUCAUGUCCCAAUAACUUCCUGAUGGAUUCCUUAAUGGCAGGAUCGCCGUCGUACUCCGGCGGGCCGGGGAUGUUCCUUCACGCCGCCUCGGAUUACGGCUGCUCCGGAGGGAGGAGCGCGGCAAAGGUGGCCAAGGCCGCUGAGGGACUCCCGCUCGGGGGCUUCCACGACGGGGCCUACCUGCCCUCGCAGCUGGCCACAUGGAGCCCGGGCUCCGAAUGCGGGGGGGACGCGCAACCUGUUGCCCCGUGUUUACAAGCGCGCGACGUCAAAGAGGAGGCGUUUUGUGGCCGCUAUCCGGAUGACGGCAAUAACGGCAAAGACACAACAGAGCCCGCCGUCUACAUCCGGCUGGGGGACAAUAGCGGCGGGCCCUCCUUCCGGGGGUACCAGGCCGAGGCCGAGGUCGAGUCGCAGGCUCGCCGUCGGCGGGACGAGCGGCGGCUCCCCUCCGGGCUCUCCUUGGCCGAGCCCGAGCCGACAGCACGGGACGAGAGCCCGGGUCGGGGCAGGCGGCGCAGGGCCCGCAGUGGCAGCCGCUCUGAUGAUUCGGAAGUCCAAUGCAAAGAUCCUUCCCCGGAGAAGACCACCGGAAGCUGGCUGAAGGCCAAAAGCGGCCGGAAGAAGCGCUGCCCUUACACCAAGCACCAGACGCUGGAGCUGGAGAAGGAAUUUUUAUUCAAUAUGUAUUUGUCCCGCGAGCGCCGCCUGGAGAUCAGCCGGAGUAUCAACCUGACCGACAGACAGGUCAAGAUCUGGUUCCAGAACAGACGCAUGAAGCUCAAGAAGCUCAGCAGGGAGAACCGCCAUCGGGACCAUGGCGCCGUCUACCAUUACGUCUAGAAACAAGAUCACGUGUCCGGACACACACACACACACACACACACACACCACACACACACACACACGCGCACACACACACACACACACACACACACGCACGCACCACCACCGCCACCACGUAGAAACCGUUCAUCGACUGCAUCUGGACCCAAAUCCACACGCACACACACGCAAGAGGCGAAUGCACGCAGCAACUCACUUGGGGGAGAUGGGGAGGGGGGGGGGGGGGAAAUAGAGAAGAAAAAAAAAACACCAAACGAAAAGAAGAAUAAAAAGAAAACCCCGCAAGAGAAAGCGACGUGCACUCGUCCAGCUGUGCACGUGCGCGAGAUGCCUACGUUAGCACGUCACGUCACGUCGCGUCGCGUCGCGUCACGUCACAAAACAACACGCGAAGCAACGAGAGCGAACUUGUCCUGGGAAAGAAAAAGAACAAAAACAAAGGAGAACAAGCGAGAGGCCGCCGCCGAGAGCGUCAGGCCGCUUUUAAUCCAAGCGGCAGACCGUAACCUUGAUUUAGAUAUUAUCCAGGUGACCACAGUAAGUCGAGGUCAUAAAAAACGAAUGUCAGCUCCGGCCCGGAAAACGUUGGGGGUGCAUUUUAUGAUCUGCAAAUAUAAUGUGCCGCAGCGGUAGAGAUGCGCUUCAAAAGGUGUGAGCGCGCGGGCGGAGGAGGGCGAAUCCGCACACCCCCGCAAAGUGCACGAGCAACACUUAAGCAGGCUGCAGCCUGCAGAAAAGAAAGAAAGAAAGAUGGAGGACACCGAAAGAAAGAAAGAGAGAAAGAAAAAUGGAGGAUACACGGAGUGGGGGCAAGGACGUCGGUCGAUCGAGAAGAGCACGUGGAUAGGAGCGGCUCCAGGACAAGGACGUGCUGCCCAGCUGCAGGCAAACCAGCGGCGCACAGAACCACAUCGGCCAAGACUACACUUUGGAGCCGGCCCGGACGGCUCAGGAGCAC
Syngnathoides biaculeatus (alligator pipefish) is the source of this 3325-nucleotide messenger RNA. It is a transcript of the gene hoxc10a, whose product is annotated as homeobox C10a. Bases 1519 to 2364 code for a protein of 281 amino acids. Gene Ontology annotation, molecular function: RNA polymerase II cis-regulatory region sequence-specific DNA binding; DNA-binding transcription factor activity, RNA polymerase II-specific. Gene Ontology annotation, cellular component: nucleus. The transcript is spliced from 4 exons. The record is from RefSeq and is a predicted model, not a curated record. Lineage: Eukaryota; Metazoa; Chordata; Actinopteri; Syngnathiformes; Syngnathidae. Gene Ontology annotation, biological process: regulation of transcription by RNA polymerase II.